Molecule: messenger RNA, 150 nt
Organism: Aureococcus anophagefferens
Lineage: Eukaryota; Pelagophyceae; Pelagomonadales; Pelagomonadaceae
Exons: 2
Biological process (GO): microtubule-based process
Cellular component (GO): dynein complex
Molecular function (GO): dynein light intermediate chain binding; dynein intermediate chain binding
Source: RefSeq, a predicted model, not a curated record
GAUGUUGCAACAGAUCUGAAAAAAAAUUUCGAUGCGGCAUACGGAGGAACCUGGCAUUGUGUGGUUGGCGCAAAUUAUGGUAGCUCAAUUACCCACCAGACAAAAUAUCUGCUUUUCUUUCAGCUUGACCAGGCUCAUGUGCUAAUUUUU